GUUUUCAGCCGCAUGACAAACAGUGCCGCUACCGCCGCUGCUCAAGUCUCCAACACAAAAUGGCGAUUAAGUGGUGCGUAUUUUUAAGGGAAAUUUAUGUGAAAUUAGUGUAAAUAAUCCUAUAUUUAACUCUAGUCUUUAGUUAUUGGAAGGUUUUGUAGUGUUUUGGUGAAAAAAUCCUCGGUGCCCACGGUGCGGUGAGGUGAGAAAACUGCCAGUGAAAUCUGUCGCAAGUUUUUCUUGUGUGCGAGAGACAUUGGGGGGUAUACUGCAUCUCGGAGAAGAGAAAAAAAAAUGCAGGGGUAACUCUGAUCGGCGUCAAAUUCACCGCAAAAAAAGGGAAAGACUGGGAUAUUUUGGUGGAUUUGGGGGAAGGAAAGUGGACGGAUUGUGAGGUGUGUAGUGUGUUGAGUGGUUUUUGGUUUUUGGUGAGAGAGAAAAGGUAUUUGGCAGUGGAUGAUGGUGCAACGCGUCCCUCAAUAGAAAUGGAGUACCCCGAUGAUUGCUGAAAUAUUCGAAAUUGCCUGGAUUUACCCAAUUCAUCGAGCAGAAAUUGUCUCUUAAAUAGCAGAUUCCCCGCGAAAAAAAAGAUGGAACUCUUCAGCAUCCACCAUUGUGGCUUGGAAAAUGAAGAAAGUAUCACACUACAAAACAUCACAGUCAACAGUCCAUCAGCUGACUGUUGAAUUUUAUCACUUUUUUGAGAACUAUGUUGAUAACAACAAUAUUAGGAGGAAAAGAGAGAGAAGGAGAGAGAAUAGUAGAGGUAAUCUGUCAAACACAAUGUUGUGCAAAACAUUGAGACAGCAGUAUCGUCAGACAAUUGAUGAAAGUGAAUGAAUAGUAUUAAAUUUUUAAAGUUGAGACUCAUUUCUUGAGAGAGACCACACGAUAAUGAGAACUUAAAAAAAUAAACAAAUAGAAAGAAAAAUAAAAACUUACAAUGUGGCUUGAAUAAAAACCACAGGUGAAAAAAAGAAGAAACAGGAGAUAAAACGUUGAUAAAAUAAAAAAAAAAUAUAUUAAUUUAAAUUGUAAAGUUCUAAAUAAUAGAAAAAGAAGAAAAACUAGGAUUCUAAGGAACACAUUAGAGGGAGAAGGAGAUAAAACAACUCAUAAUUUUGAACAUUGUGAAUAACUUUACUUGGAUAACGCUUAAGGAUUUUUUUGUUAAUACAAAUUUUUUUAUAGUGGAAAGUAUUUGAAGAGAGAAAAAAAUAAACGAGAAUGAGUAGGAAUUAAGUAGACGAAGAGAGAAGCACAAAUGCUAUUCUCGAAGUAGAAAAACAAAAAGGACGAAAUAGAAAAGAAUUAAUGAAGGGCAUCAAAUUUAGAUACAUUUAAAGUCAAAACAAAACAAAAAAAGAAAAGAAAGAAACGUAUAGUGAAAAAAAAACUCAUUUCUAAUGGAUGGAAAUGCGCAAAAUAUGUUUCACGGAAAUCAUCAGGGAGAUGCCUAUUAUCGAUAUGAUACAUCUGCACCACGUCCAAUGGGGCCACCGGGUGCAUAUGCUCGGCACAGGGCCCCACAUCCACUGCAGCAGCAGCAACAGCCCCAAUAUCCGUCUUAUCAACCACCAACCGAUAGCAUGUACACCAUGGGUGAUCAACAUGCUGGAAUGGGUGGUAUGGCUGAUAUUAGUUCGGCAUGGGGUGCUCCCGGACAGGCUGGCCCAUAUGGGACACCAACAAUGGGCUAUGGACAUCCACAGACGCCACAGCAACAACAGAGACAACCACAACCGCAACCCAGCUAUAGACAGCACAUGACAGGAUAUCCUCAGGAUCCUCAGAAAAUGCAGUUUUCCACUCAGCAAUCCAUGAUGGCUGGAAUGAUGCCACAGCAGGCCUAUGGGGCAAUUGGCCAGCCCCAGCAGGCUCAGCCACAGCAAAGAGUUCCUCAGCACUAUACACAAACUGGAGGUCAUCCGAUGUAUCCGGGUGCACCACAACCUCAACCAUCUGCUGCCCAGGCCUAUGCUGGCUACAGUGCAGGCCUGCAGCAUCAGAGUAGUCGAUCGUCGCAUGUUGCGUAUGGACAUACGCAACUCGAUCAAGCAGCAGCCUAUGGGCAGCAUCUGCAGAGUACAGCUGCUGCAGGGCAUCAUCUGGGUACGGGUCCACAGCAGCAGCAGGCCCAACAACUGCCACCGGGUCAUCCGAGUCAACAGACGCAGAAUCACUUGGGUCAACCGUCGCAGGGACACUUGACGUCACAGCAGAUGCAUCCUAGCCAACAUGUUCAGCCCCAUCCAAUUGGUACGCAAUCUCACACCCAACCCCAUCCCCAACACAGUGGACUGUCGAGUUUGCCGAGUGUGGCAAGUUUGCAUGCACCACAGCAGAGUCAACAGCAGACGCCGACUGUGGCACAACCGACUAAUCAACCACAGCAACCGAGUCAGCAGCAACAUAUGGCACCACAGCCGCAUCCCGGAAUGGUGCAUGGGCAGCAAACGCAUCCGGGAAUGCUGCAUCCGGUUGCCGGUGCCAAUCAACAUCAACCGACACAGCCACAACAACCAGGAAUUCCUCCACAUAGCCACAGCGGAGCCCAUGCCCAUCAAAUGGGUGGGCACAGUUUGAAUGCUUACGGAGUCGUGCCGCCGCCGCAGCAGCAACAGCAAGCUCAGACUCAUUCAGCUGCUUCGCAACAGCCGUCGUACUUGACGGCGGCCAAACAACAGGCACAACCACCACAACAUAGCAGCGGAAGUCCGCAGUACAGAACGCCAUUUCCGCAGCUGUCACCGCAAAUGUCACCAAGACCCCCGCAGAUAUCACCGCAUCCGCAGAUGUCACCGCGUCCUGUGAUGUCACCGGCGAAGCCACAACCGCCGAAUUCGUCAUCAGCUCUGUCACCACAUCCCCAUAUAUCGGGCGUACCGAGUCCUAGGCCGGGUCAGCAGCAGAGUAUGCCACAGGCGAAAAAUGCCAGCCCCGCUGGACCCGUUAGUACGCUUCAGGCACUCGAACAGAUGGUGAUGCCACCGACAUCGGGACCACUGCCACCUAGUUCUGUUGCCAUGGAAUACCCACCGACAUCGUAUCGGGCACAACAGCAUCAACAGAUGCCGUCGAAUCCACUAUCGCCAAUGGGUCCGCGGAUGCCAAUGUCACCGCAGCAGCCGCAGCAACAAUGGCCGCCGAUGCAUAGACCAGGCAGUGGAAGCCAUAUGCAACAGCAGCAGCAGCAACAGCAGCAGCAGGCACAACAUCUCUAUCCACAGCAAACGCUACCGCCCAUUGGGCAUGUGACGUCACCACAACAACAACAACCGCAGCAUCCACAGUUGCUGAGUGAUCUGUCAUCGAGCUUAACACCGGUAUCGCAGUCUCUACCGCCAAUUCCGCAUCCAACGGCAACACCACUACAACAGACGCACUAUCAACAAAUGCCACAUCAACAGGCACCACAUCCACAACAUCCACCGCCAACGUCUCAACAUCAAUCCCUUUCGCAGCAACAGCAAUCUCAGCCACAGCAACAGCAGCAGCAGUCGCAUCAACCACCGUCGCAACCGCUACUACAGCAAGAUCAAUCACCACAGCAACCACCUACAACAACCCCCUUGAACGUUGAUGAGCACUUAGUGGUGGAUAAAUCCCAUCAACAGACUGAAGAUUUGUUGCUACAGCAGAAGCAACAUCAAUCCCAACAACCAACACAUGUAUCCCAAACAACAACAACAACCCAGGUUUCCCAAAUCAAAAUCCCUGAUGUCAUGAGCUCAUCUCAGAAUUCCAAUUCGUCAACAGACAUUUCAGGACUAAUUGAUCCAUUUUCGGGUGUCCUCGAGCCCAUGCAACACGUAUCGGCUGUUCCGGUGUUGUCAGAAUCAACAAUGGACCACACAGUACCACAACAUGACCAUCAGAGACAAGAUGACAAUACUCAAGAUAGCAAUCAUCAAGAAUUGUCACAGAAUCAAGAUACAAAUUCAUCGGUAAAUGAUUCAAGUAUUUCAGCGGCUGCUAAUGUGUUGUCGCAAGUUGAUGAAGUCAACACUGAAUUGAGUCGUGAGAGUGCAACAUGUCAUUCAGAUGAUGCUGCCAAUAAGGAUAUGGCAGAUGUUGAGGAUUCAACAAAGCAAGAAUCAAUUUUAUCACCCUCCAAUUCAAUACAGCGUCAUUCGGAAGAUAGUUCAACGCAGGAGGGACAAACGGUACGAGAAUCUCAGUCACAACAACCACAUGAUUCACAUAGUGACAAUUCACAAACGGGAUUGUUGUCGUCCGUUACAGCAGCACUAGCUGAGGGUAGUGAUACCAAUGUGACAACUGAUAGUGUUGCUGUGAUGCAGACAGAUACGAAUCCAAUGCAUCAACAGAAAACCACAACACAGCAACUGCCACAGUUGACGCAACUUUCGGGACAAACAACACCAGUUCCACCACAGACACUCCCUGUUCCACCUCAGCAGCCUCAUUUGGCAGGGAUGCCUGGGAUGAUGCCGGGAGUGAUGCCUCAACAAGGUCAAUUGGGGCAUACCGGUAUGCCACCACAGACACCAAUGUACGAUCAUCAGAUGAUGAUGGGACGUCCACAAGGGCCACCACCUGGUAUGCAAAUGGCUCCGGGGAUGAUACCUCAUCAUGGAUUACCUCCGCAGCAAUCACUAAUGCCCGAUGUUGGCCCCUAUGGACCUGGUCCAUUGAUGCAUCAUCAGGAGAAAGCUGCCUUGCAGCAACAACUGCAGGAGCUCUACUGUAUGCCACCAUCUCCUGAGCAACAGGAGAAAAUUAUGCGUCUGCAGGAACGACUGAAUAUGCUGCAGCAACAUGAGGCCAAUGAUCAGUGCAAUGGUGGAGCACAGUGUAUACUGCAGAGUUCAAUGUACUCAUCACCAAUGAUUGAGAGUCCACAGGUGUCAAGUACAACGGGACGUGGGCGUGCUCGUGGUAUCAAUAAACCACGCAAACCGAGACAGAAAAAAUCGGAAAAGUUAGCAGCUCAGGCAGCUCUCAAUACGUCCGAAUCGAGUCCAGCUGAUCCAAAUAUGUUGCCAUCGGCCAUAUCCCAACAAUUGCCCGUAUCUGAAGAUUGUGUAACACCAGGUGCAGGAUUGGGUGAUAUGACAUCUGGUAUGACAGAUAUGAAUGAUUCCGAAGCAGAUAUAUCUCAAGAUAAAGCAUUUGAUGAAUUAGAUACACAAACCGAUGACAAGGGUAAAAAGAAGAAGGCACGUAAGCCAAGAGAACCAAAACCACCAAAAGAGCCAAAAUUGCCAAAGGAGCCUAAAGAACGCAAAAAGAGGGAACCGAAGGAUCCGAAUAAACCAAAGAAGAAGAGGGGUCGAAAGGGUGGUGGUGGUGCUGAACCGGGUGAAAUUGAUUUGGAUUCAACUGUUGAUAAUUCCAUGUCAUUGGAUACAACUAGUACGGAUCAUCAAGUUAAGUCAUCAGUCGUACCGUCUGAUGAGAAUAAUUCACUAUCCAAUCAAAUUGCACAGAAUCAAGAUUCUUCUGAUGCCAAGGAACCAAAACCGGUUCUGUCUGAAGAAGUUACGGAUUUUGAUGAUAUUCCUGUAUCAAAGAUCCCUAUUAAGAGUCUCCUGGAGGAGGGAGCAGCCAAAAAGUUGGAAGAUGAAAGUAAUGAGAAUUCAGAUAGUUCAAAGCCAGCUGAAAAUGACACACCGACACCUAAGAAAAGCAGUAGUAGGCGCAAUAGAGGCUCAAGUGGUAAUCGUCGUUACAACAGAAAUGGCGGCAAUAAGCGUUCAGGGAAGAGUGGAAAGAGAAAGGGUAAUCGGAUUGUUCCGGAAUCUGAUGGAGAAGGUGAUGAUAUGAUAUCAACACCACCACCUUCACCACCGCCAGACUCCGAAGCAGCUGACAGUUCUAAGAGACGAAGUGCUCGAAAUACUCAACGUAAGAAGUAUGUAGAUGAUGUUAUGCUGCGAUUUUCCGAUGAUGAAGGUGCCAUAACAUCACCAUCAACGAGUAGUGCUCGGAAGGAGAAGAAGGAGAAGGAAGUUAAGGAGGGUGGUGCCCCAGCAGCAACUGGUGAAACUGACAAUGUAACAACAACUGAGACCCUUGAGAAGGGUGAAGUUGAGAAACCAGCUGAAGAUUUCGGUGGAAAGCCUAAUUAUGUUUAUGUGAAUACAACUGAUGAGGAUUCAAUGGUUGUUCAACAUGUUUUGGCUGUGAGAAUGGGUAAAAGAGAAUUGAAACCUGAUCCACCACCACCUCCUGUACCAAUUGAACCAGAACCUGUGAAAAAUGGCGAAGAAGAGAAAACUGGGGAGAGUACGGAGGAAAAGAUGGAGACAGAAGGUGAAGAGAAGAAAAUGGAUGUUGAUGCAAAGGAGGAAGAGGAGGAGAACAAACCCAAAAUUGAAAGUGAGGCUAUCGAGUCUGAGAAAGACAAGACUGCUGACGAUGCAUCCAAGAUCGAUGACGAUAAACCCACCGAAAGUCCUGUAGAAAUGGCUGAAGAUGAAAAAGAAGCACCAUCUAGUGAGAAGGAAGAACCAGAAAAGAUGGAGGUGGAUGAAGAGGAAAAAGAAGAAGAAGUGAGCAAAAAAGAAUGUGCAGAAGAAGCAGACGAAGAAGGCGGAAAGGGAGGCACGGUUGAAGAACCCGAAGGAUCAGUCAAAGUUGUGAACGAUGCGAAGGAAGUGGAAGAUGUUGAAAUCAAAAUGGAAGAUGUGAAAGAAGAGAAAAUCGAUGUAAAGGAAGAGGAGAAGGUUGUGGUAGAGAAAUCAGGUGAACCAGAAGGAAAAUCAGAACCUGUCUAUGUUGAUGUUGAGGAGUAUUUUGUGAAAUACAGAAAUUUCUCGUAUUUGCACUGUGAAUGGCGAACUGAAGAGGAAUUGUACAAAGGUGAUAGGAGGAUUGCGUCGAAAAUUAAGCGUUUCCAUCAGAAGCAGUCGCAACAGAUCAAUAUAUUUGAGAAUCUGGAGGAGGAACCCUUCAAUCCGGAUUUUGUGGAAAUUGAUCGAAUUCUUGAUGUGUCUGAGCAUACAGAUGCCAAUACAGGGGAAAAGACCAAACACUAUCUGAUCAAGUGGAAGAGUUUGGCAUAUGAAGAUUCAACGUGGGAAUUGGAAGAGGAUGCUGAUCAAUUGAAAAUUGAACAGUAUGAGCGAUUUAGUAAGUUGCCGCCGAAGAAUGAGUGGAAACCCAAGAGACGACCACAUCCGGAUAUGUGGAAGAAACUGGAAAAGACUCCAGUAUACAAGGGUGGUAAUUCAUUGAGACCCUAUCAAUUGGAAGGACUCAAUUGGUUGAAAUUCUCCUGGUACAAUUCGCACAAUUGUAUUUUGGCUGAUGAAAUGGGUCUUGGGAAGACCAUUCAGAGUUUGACGUUCAUUCAUUCGGUCUACGAUUACGGAAUUCGUGGUCCGUUUUUGGUUAUUGCUCCGCUGUCAACAAUUCCAAAUUGGCAGCGAGAGUUUGAAGCGUGGACCGAUAUGAAUGUUAUUGUUUAUCAUGGAUCAGUAACGAGUAAACAGAUGAUUCAAGAAUAUGAAUUCUACUACAAGAAUGACAGUGGAAAGAUGAACAAAGACUUCACGAAGUUCAAUGUUCUCAUAACGACAUUCGAAAUGAUUGUGACAGAUUAUGCGGAUUUGAGGGUGUUCAAUUGGCGUGUUUGCGUCAUUGACGAAGCCCAUAGACUGAAAAAUCGAAAUUGUAAGUUGCUAGAAGGACUUCGUCAACUCAAUCUUGAACAUCGUGUAUUACUUUCGGGAACGCCACUUCAGAACAAUGUCAGUGAAUUGUUUUCACUGUUGAACUUCCUCGAACCGAGUCAGUUUGCCAGCAGUGAUGAGUUUUUGAAGGAGUUUGGUAGCUUAAAGACUGAAGUUGAAGUGGAGAAGCUACAAGCUCUUCUGAAACCCAUGAUGCUGCGACGACUCAAAGAUGACGUAGAGAAGUCACUAGCACCAAAGGAAGAGACAAUUGUUGAAGUCGAACUGACGAAUAUCCAAAAGAAAUACUACAGAGGUAUUUUGGAGCAGAACUUUUCGUUUUUGACCAAAGGAACGACAACGGCAAAUAUUCCAAAUCUCAUGAAUACCAUGAUGGAAUUGAGAAAGUGCUGUAUUCAUCCGUACUUGCUGAACGGUGCAGAAGAUCAGAUUCAGUAUGAGUACAAGACAACUCAUGGGGAGGAUAAUGAAGCGUACUACAAGAACUUGAUCUAUUCAUCCGGAAAGAUGGUUCUCAUUGAUAAACUCCUGCCGAAGCUCAAAGCAAACGGUCAUCGAGUUUUGAUCUUCAGUCAAAUGGUACGAUGCUUGGAUAUCCUCGAGGACUAUCUGAUGUACAGAAAGUAUCCGUUCGAAAGGAUUGACGGACGCAUUCGUGGUGAUUUGCGUCAAGCGGCAAUUGAUCGUUUCUGCAAACCAGAUUCCGAUCGUUUUGUAUUUCUGCUGUGUACAAAAGCCGGUGGCUUAGGUAUCAAUCUAACAGCUGCCGAUACCGUAAUUAUCUACGACAGUGACUGGAAUCCACAAAAUGAUCUCCAGGCUCAGGCAAGAUGCCACAGAAUUGGUCAACAGAAAAUGGUAAAGAUCUAUCGGUUACUCUGCCGAAAUACCUACGAACGUGAAAUGUUUGACAAGGCAUCACUGAAAUUGGGCCUAGAUAAGGCCAUCCUUCAGAGUAUGAAUACGUCGCAGGGCAAAGAUAGUAACAAUAGACAGCUGUCAAAGAAAGAGAUUGAAGAUCUGUUGAAGAAGGGUGCCUAUGGAGCUAUCAUGGAAGAAGAUGCAGCAGAUAAAUUCUGCGAAGAAGAUAUCGAUUCGAUUCUCAAACGACGAACGCAAGUUAUUACAAUGGAACAGGAGAAAGGAUCAACCUUCUCGAAGGCAUCAUUUGCAAUGUCCGGCAAUCGAUCUGACAUCAACAUCGAUGAUCCGGACUUUUGGAAGAAAUGGGCCAAGAAGGCUGACAUUGAUCCUGUUCAGGAACGCGACGAAAAGGAGGAUCUCGUCAUGACUGAACCUCGUAGAAGGACUCAAAUCAAAAGAUACGGACACGAUGAGAGUGUCAUGGAAAUGUCAGAAGAUUCGGGAACGGACACGGAAGAAGAAGGAGUUGGCGUUGGACUGAGGAGUAAACGACGAAGAGAUAAACGUGCCAAAGAUCGUGCGAGAAAUCUGGAGAGAGGCAAUGAGGAAUACUGCCCAAGAGAUCGUGAAGCACUUGCCAGUAUGGGCAUUGAUGAUGUAGCCUAUGGCAAUUGGGCACGAUCUGAAUGUUUCAAAGUUGAAAAAGGAUUACUCACAUAUGGUUGGGGACGAUGGUCUGAAAUACUUGAACAUGGUCAAUUCAAACGUGGUUGGAGAGAAAUUGAAGUGGAGGAAUUGGCUCGAAUUAUUUUACUGUACUGCUUAAAAUGCUACAAAGGUGAUGAGAAAAUUAAGAAUUUUAUAUGGGACUUGAUAACACCAUCGGAAGAUGGUGAGGAGCACAAAGUUAGUCGAAAUCACAGUGGACUGCACAAUUUGGUGCCUCGUGGACGCAAUGCAAAAGGACGAAAGGGAAAGGGUAACAAAGAUCCUGCUGCUCGUGAGGCAAAAUUGCAGCAACAGGCGGCAGCUUUGACGUCAGCCACAAAUUUAACAUCAACCACGACUCUUACCCCAGCAACUCCCUCAUCCUCAACGGCAUCCUCAUCAUCGUCAACUCCAGUUAAUCCGACACCACCCAUCACUGGAGGACCUCCACGGGAUGGUGAUCCAAAUCACUGGAGUCACGAUGACAAAUACGACACGGACAUUUUUCUCGAGAGUAGCUAUCGCAAGCAUCUGUCGAGACAUGCCAACAAGGUUCUAUUGAGAGUGAGGAUGCUAUACUACAUUAAACACGAAAUUAUUGGAGAUUUGGUGCAGCAGAUCAAUGACGGUGUCAACAUAAGCGAUCUCCCAAUUCGCCCGCCGCUUACCAGCGAUCAGAUGCCAAGCUCUUGGUGGAAUCCAAAAUGUUGUGACAAGAGUCUAUUGGUUGGAACAUAUAAACACGGCUGUGAAAGUUAUCGUCAGAUCCGGGCAGAUGCAACGCUUUGUUUUCUGUCUCAUUGUGGUCCACCGGAAGAUGGGGGAUUUUCAACGGCAAAUUUGGAAGAGGAUACGAACUCGAAGCACGAGGAGGGUGAUGAGGGAGAUGAUGAUCUCACUGGUUCGAAGGAUGAACAACAGAGAGCUCCAUCGGCAACUGAUUCCAAGGACACAGAUCUCGAUCGUCCAAGUAGUUCAGGAAUCGAAGAUGAGGAAGCUCUUCUUGCUGCCACACUAUCUUCGGAUGAUCCACACACAUGGCCAACGAUGCAAGAUCUCAAUACGCGUCUGCGUCGUGUGAUAACGUCAUAUCAGAGGAAUUACAAGAAGGAAGAAAUGAAGCAGCAGCAGAAGGCAAAGUUACAGGCCCUGGUGACACCAUCAUCAAUGGCUCCGUCUUCGACACCAACCUCCAUGGGAGGAUUGUCCAUUUCACCAGCAUCUAUUUCAACAAGUGUAACUACAACGUCUGCAACUGCAUCACAACAUCAAAUGCCUGGCACUUCUGCGCAAUCACAGGGACAUCAGCAAGGACAGCAUCACCAUCAGCAGCAACAACAGCAGAAUCCACCAAUGCCAACGGCUGCGGACUUUUCAUUGAUGCUGAGCCUUGGAUUGGGACUAAAUCCAGCUGAUGCCAACCAAUUAGCCAACUGGGAUAUCUCAAAAUUGGCAAUGUACUUGCAAAAGAUGGGCCAUCGGGAGAAGAUUGAGCAGCAAGUGCGUGAGAAGGAACGCAUGAGGCUGGAAUCGGUGCAGAAGAAAUGGAAUCGAAGGGAAGAGAAUGAAUUUUUGAGAGUUCUCACGGGCUAUGGAAUUGAUUUGCAAGCAUGCACGACAAUUCCAACGCCCGAUUGGACUAAAUUCAAGUCUCUGGCCAAGUUGGAGAAGAAAAGUGAUGAGAGUCUGUCGGAUUACUACAAAGUCUUCAUUGCCAUGUGCAAGAGACAGGCAAGUGUGAAGUUGUUGGAUGAUGAGAAGGGCCUAGAGGGAAUUGUUGAUGAUAUCAGUGAAGAUCAUGCGAGAUUGAUUUUGGAUCGUUUGGAAUUGUUGUCGAAAUUGAGGGAAUUGGUGAAGCAUCCGAAGUUGGAGGAGAGAGUUUAUCUGGCUCAGAAUAACUAUGAUACGCCAGAUUGGUGGGAAUCUGGGAAGCAUGACAGGGAAUUGGUCAGAGCUGUCCUUAAGCAUGGUCUCUAUCGAUCUGAUGCCAAUAUUUUCAAUGAUACUGAAUUCUGCUUCUACGAAGCUGCCAAGAAGUACGAAAGGGAGCUUGAGGCUCAAAAUCAAAAGGCUCUGCUCAAGAUGGAAGCGGAAUUGAUGAAUCUGGAGAAGAAGGAAGCGUUAUCGCUCAAAGUGGAAAAACCCGCAGAUUCAGGGCUGAAAAUAGAGAAAGUGGCAGUUAAGGCAGAAUCUGUAGAGGCUUCAGUUGAUCAGGAAGAGAUCACUGAAGGUCAGGAAGAGAAGAACAACAAAGAAGAAAUGAUUGAAGAUCCAGAAAAAGCUAAAGAAUCUCCAGAAAAGAGCACAGAAAGUGAGACUGAGUCAAAAGAUGACAAAGCCAAGAAGGCCGAUGAUGAAAUGGAAGAAAAUGAAGAGAAGAAGGUUGACGAGGAGGAAUCUGAUGAGCCCAGACCCGAACCCGAAGCAAUGGAUGACGAUGAAUCACCAAAAGAUUUGACGGAAGUAACUGACGCAGACAAAAAGGAGGAAAAGAUCCCAGAGGAAGAACAAAUUCCCACUCCCAAAGAAGACAAAGCAACUUCAGAGGCAGUUCAGGGCGAAGAAGACGAAGCAAAGGACAAGGAACCAAAGGAAAUUGAAGAUAAAAGUCCAGAAGAAAAGGUUCCAGGCAAGGAAGAAUCUCCAGAAAGUAGUGCAAACAAGGCAGCAACUCCUGAAAGAGUUGCUGCUUCAAGUGAAAAGGAGAUCUCAGUCGAGGAGGAAUGCAAUAAACAAGCAGCUGAACUCAAGGCCAGAUUCCCAGAUUUGGAAGUUAUUCAGCCAGUUGUUAAGCCGAGAAUUGCUGAAGUUUUCCCGAAGGAACUUCUAUCACUCAGAGAAAUCAAACCAAUUAUUCCGAAGCUUCUGUCGAAGCAAAUCCUCAUUAAGUGGUUCCGUGACUUUGCUCUGGAAAAGAGAAUAAGUCACAUUAUUCACUGUGUUGAGAAGAAUGAAUGGCCAGUGGGUAGAUCAUAUUCAGCGUACACGGGAUGCCAGGGAAUGGACUUGGAUGUCCCACUCUAUGAGACUGUCAAGCGAAUUCCUACGGCAAUUGAUGUGAAUCUGGCUGCAGCAGCAGCUGCUGUUGCCAAUGUUGGAAUGACCGGUGGUCGAUCCAAUACGCCAGAUGUCAUAACAAUUACCACAGAUCAGGGAUUGUCCAAGCAACUCCAAAAUCCCAAUUUGGCAUCCAUGAAUGCGUCAAAUAUGGGCGGAAGUGCUGCUGCUCUGAGUCAGAGCAUGGCUGCGGCUGCGGCAGCAGCUGUUGCAGCAUCCAACAAAAAGAGAAAGAGACACAUUGCAAUUGAUGUGGAGACGGAGAGGGCCAAACUUCACGCUCUGCUCAACAAUACUCAAAAUCCAGGAGGUAUGCAGAAACCUUCUUGGGGUGAUGAAGAGUCAAAUGAAUCACGCAGAAGUUCAUCAUCGAUGUCACUGCAACCACCUCCUGCCCAUCAACAUCAACCUCUUACGAGAUCUACAAUGUCGUCCUACAAUAAGCCAACAGUUAUACCCGGUACCUCUAGUACCCUGACUCCCAUAGAUUUAUCUUCAAGUUUACCAAAAGUCAAUAUGGCUGAAAUGAUUAAGAAUCCAAUUGACUUGAGUGAAGUUCAGGACUUUUCAAUGUCAAAGUCCAAGUCAUCAAAUUCGAGUGCAAUGGCGUCUGCCUAUGGCAAUUCAUCGGCAGCUGGAAAGAGCAAAUUGGACAAUAUGUUGACGAAAUUGAUGAAGAAGAACAACUGCCAGCCUGUUGAGGAGCCAGUUGUGGGGAAGGAGAAGAAACGUAGAAAAUUGGAUGAAAUUGUGUUGGGGCUGUCAGCAGCACAAGAACAGAAAAUGUAUCCAGAUCCAUCUCCACCGAUGUCCAUGAAGAAGCCUCAAGUGGCUCCAAGUGUCUCCGUUACACCGGCCAGUGGGCCAUCGCAGACGGCAGCAUCGAGUGCCAAUCAGAAACCAUUUACCAUCACUGUAACAAGUGUUCCAGGUAAAAAACGAACAUCAUCAAAUAAGAGUUCAUCUAUGAAAAAUCCACCAGUAUCGGCUACCACAGGACUACAGGCAUUGCAGAAUAUGGCUGGACUUGGUGGUGUAUCGACCAAAGAUAUGAAUGCAUUCUUGGCUGAGGCCGCAAAGGCUGAACAGCAGGCAAUGCUGAAGCAGCAUCAGAAGUUGCUGCAACAGCUACCAGCAUCGUCGCAACAGAGGAAGGCGUAUGAGGCGAUGUUUGCUGAAAUGAAACAUUUGAGUUCUUACCUUUCUAGCUCAAAAUUGGGUUCAUAUCCUACGCACGAUGCUAAGGUUAAUAAAUGGUUGGCUGAGCAGAGUGCAGCACUGACGGAAGAAGCUCUGGGCAUGGAUUACAGAUCGAGAUCGAGAUCGAGGCAACCAGCAACACCAACAAUGCAGGACAAUAUCUUCAGUCGGAAGGCUCUGACGGGAGAAGAAAGUGUCCCAGUGAUAAAUAAGAUUACAGGAAAGAGACUUACGGGAAAUAAGGCUCCGCAACUCAAGAGAUUGACUCAAUGGUUGACUGAGAAUCCAGCGUAUGAGAUUGAUCCAAAAUGGUUGGAGAUGACGCAGAAUCCUCAAUCACCUUCGCCGAAACCAUCACCUUCAGAGGCCAGUACUUCAUCGUCGUCAUCGUCAAAGGCACCGCAUCGUUCAUCGGGCGGUGCAGCAUCAUCAAGUGCUACCAGUUCACUGGUACAAUCCAGUACAGCUGGCAGUACAUUUGGGGUACAGUCACUGCCGUCCACUUCUAAGAAGGGACGUUCGCAUGACUCCUCGGCUGCCCUUACAAAUGCCGCUGCAGCAGCAGCUGCUAUGCAAUUUCCCGGUCUAGCUGGUCUCAAUCCCAAUUUACUGUCAAGUCUACCGGGAUUGGGAUCAUUUGACCCGAAGAAUCCUCUACUGAUGCCAUUCACGGGUAUGCCCGGUCUGGCUGGUAUGAGUGGUCUUGGCAAUCUCAAUAAUAUGAAUUUAUUUGCUAAUUUGGCCGGAUUGGGUUUGGGCAAUUUAGCCGGAUUGGAUCCACAGAGCCUAGCUACGAUGAUGGCGGCAGCUGGUGGUGGUUUGGAUGCUGCAACAGCUGCAGCAGCAGCAGCUGCGGCGGCUGGAUCAAGAGGUAUGGGCGGAAAGGGAAGUUCAAGUAGUAGUAGUGGUGCUGGAGGUAGUAGUGGUAGUAGUAGUUCAAAGACGAGAAAGAGUGAUGGAGGGAUGUCAGGAUCGCAGCAACAGGUAUCAUCACAGAGUCAACAGGCAACACCGUCAACAUCAAAGGCGACAUCGUCGAGCAGUUCGGGUGGUAGUGCCAAUGCUGCCUUUCCAUUCCUCUUUCCCAAUCCGAGUUUACUGUAUCCUCUGGGUUUGCCGUAUCCACUGACACCGGGUAUGUCACCGUAUGAUCAAUUGGCACAGUAUAGUUUGCUGAAUGGAGCUGGUUUGGGUUCUGUGAGCUCAGGAGCUUCGUCGUCAACAACAACAUCGUCACCGAGGCAGUCUAGUACGAAGUCAUCGAGUAGUGGUAGGGGAAAUAGUAGUUCACAGUCGAGUGCAUCGCCGAGUAGUAGCAGUAAGACACGAGGUUCAUCAAUGUCAUCAUCCAGGGUUGAUACGAGUCAACUGCAGAAUCUUCUGUCACCACAUGAUCCGCAUUUGUUGGAAUCACUGAGUAGGGUGGCAGGAUUGGAUAUAACACAGUCAUCGAGGAGUUUGGCUGGUAGUUCGAAGAUGGAUGCAAAGAUGGCGAGGGAUACAACACUGGCAGCUACGAAGGAUGCCAUGGAGAAGUUGGAGAAGGAGAGGAGAAAAUUGAUGGAUAAUUUGUCAAGGACAGGAUUUGGAUCGGAUCUAGCGGCCAUGCAGGCAUUUGCUCAAGGGAAACUGCCGUCAACGUCGUUAACUCCGUCUUCGGGGUCGAGUAAAGGUAGUUCGAAGGAUUCGUUGCCGAUCCCGUUGCCACCGGACUUCAGUCAAGCGUUGUUUGCUGAGAUGGCAGCAGCUGCUGGGGUUAGUGUUGGAUCGUCAGCGUCGGCGUCGUCGUCGUCGUCGUCGGGGAAGAGAGGCAGGGAGCAGGAGUUGAAGGAGAGUUUUGAACAUAUGAGUAAGUCACAGAUGGAGAUGUUGGCGAGGAAUUUGGGCAUGAGUUCGUGUAUUUCGCUCAUUCCGACGUCAACGAGUAGUACGUCGUCGUCGUCGUCGGCGGCGUUGGCGGCAGCAGCAGCGUCAGCGUCGGCGGCGUCUGUAGCGGGUCCGAGUCAUGAGGAUAAGGGCGGAGUACCGUCUAAGAGAGCGAGGACCAGUGAUCAUCACAGUACAGCAGCAGCGAUGGGAGGCAGUAGUGGGCAUAAGGUUGAUGAAGCUUUGCCACUUGUGAUGGAGGAGAAGAUGCAUACGAGAUCAACUCGUAGCAGUUCAGACAGUGCGACUAUUGAAAAGGUGACAGUUUCUCCGGUAUCUGGAGUUAGUUUGUCAUCUCUUCCAUCGCAGACUACCAUCACAAUUGCCCCAUCGCCAGCUGCUCAUGUCUCCCCGGUGGCUCAUCACAGUACAGCUCCGGCGAGUAGUGUGACGUCGCCAACGGCAACGGUGACGGCUGUCCCUGAGAAUCUCACAAAGGCAGCAGCUGUUGCAGCAGCGCCAGUUGAGACAACUCCCAUAGCGGCACCAUCUCCAAGUGCAACGCAUGAGAUGGACUUGGAAGAUCUCAUUGCGCCGUCAAAGGUGAGUAAGGGCGGAGGUAUGCUAAUGGAGGAGAAGAGCCCGAAAGUUGUAGUCCAGGACAGCGUAACCGUUGGCGGAGCCGGAGGCGACAAGAAAGAAGCACCAACGGAAUCAGAGGAACAGCCUCAGCCUCAGCCUCAAGAGCAGACUGAGGGCGAGAAGAAGCCGCCUGGUAAGAGGACCAGGGGCAAGAGACCGAGGUCCGGUGAAGACCACGAUGCACUUGCAGCACUGCAACAGCCGGAACGCAAGCGUGAGCUUCGUUCCAGUGCAGGUCGUGCAGCUGCCGCAGCUGCGGCAAGAAUUGCCGCUGAGGCCAAAGCGGCGGCAGCAGCAGCAGCUGCUGAGGAAUCACUGAAUUUGUCAACAAGUGACGAGAGCAAGACUUGACUAAAGACCAAAUCUCUUCGGAGACAUCAUUGAGUCGCACCAGUGACGGCUGAGCGGAGAAGUCGCAGGAGGAAGAGAAGGAAUACGAGGUGAAAAUGACAUGGUGAAUGCUAAAAUGCACCUCAAGCAUUGUCAGAGCUAUAGAUGGCAAAUUUCAUGAAAUUUCACAUUUUUCCGCCUAUUGUAGAUGGAGACUACGGUGAAAUUUCAUGAAAUUUGCCAUCUAUGCGAGAGCUCUUUUGAUAUUGUGUAAUAAAAGAAAAGAAAAAUUAUUUAUUUUACCUAAUUUCACCUAUCAAAUAAGUUAAAACAACAAUGGAAGUGAUUGUAUGGACUUACUGUAUUAACAAGAAUUAAGCAGUGUUCAAAGUGUUUUGUCCCUUCUAAUAAUCUCGGAAAAGAAAGAAAAGAAUUUAAAAAAAAAGAAAUCAAGCAGAAAAAUGGACGUCUGUGGAAAAAUAAGUGAUGAUAAAGUGACUGCAAAAUAGAAAAUAUUAAAGAAAAA
This is a messenger RNA of Phlebotomus papatasi, 16854 nucleotides long. It is a transcript of the gene kis, whose product is annotated as chromodomain-helicase-DNA-binding protein 7. The coding region runs from base 1407 to 16349 and encodes 4980 amino acids. The transcript has 21 exons. The record is from RefSeq and is a predicted model, not a curated record. Lineage: Eukaryota; Metazoa; Arthropoda; Insecta; Diptera; Psychodidae. Gene Ontology annotation, molecular function: ATP-dependent chromatin remodeler activity; protein binding; ATP binding.